AUGUCUAGCCUCGCUACCUCCAUUCUUGCAGGCUUCAAGGGCCGUCGAUCCAUUUACUCUCUGUCAAAUGAAUCCCCGAUUUCCGACGAGCGCAUCGAAGAGAUUCUUUCCGAAGUAAUCAAAAACAUGCCCAGUGGAUUCAACACCCAAGGAACCCGCAUGGUUGUUUUGCUGAAGGAAGAACACCAAAAAUUAUGGGAUAUCGCCCAUGAAGUCGCAAGUGCUACCGUGCCUGCCGAGCAAUUUGAGACGCUUUAUCGAAACCGCAUAGCUGGUUUUCGCGCAGGAUAUGGAACAGUAUUGUUUUAUGAGGAUCCUGCUGUCUUUAAGCCCCUCGAAGCGAAAAUGCCUAUGCUUAUAGACAAGUUCCCUGAAUGGUCGGAUCAUGCAAGUGGAAUGAGCCAGCUUGCUGUUUGGACACUACUGGAAGCCGAAGGACUUGGUUGCAGUUUGCAGCACUACAACCCUAUGAUUGAUGCUCGUGUAUCCGAACAGUGGAAAGUGCCAAAAGAAUGGAAAUCUAAAUCGCAAUUGGUCUUCGGAAAGCCCAAUGGACCCCCAAGAGAAAAGACCUCUCAGCCUCUGAGCAGCCGGCUUUUUGUCCAUGGAAAAUAG
Messenger RNA from Penicillium manginii, 615 nucleotides. RefSeq lists its product as uncharacterized. The record is from RefSeq and is a predicted model, not a curated record. Gene Ontology annotation, biological process: cellular response to oxidative stress. The transcript is spliced from 3 exons. NCBI's taxonomy places the organism in Eukaryota, Fungi, Ascomycota, Eurotiomycetes, Eurotiales, Aspergillaceae. Bases 1 to 615 code for a protein of 204 amino acids.